Messenger RNA from Mus caroli (Ryukyu mouse), 890 nucleotides. The record is from RefSeq and is a predicted model, not a curated record. Lineage: Eukaryota; Metazoa; Chordata; Mammalia; Rodentia; Muridae.
UCACUUGACAUGAGUUCUGAGCAGGUUAUCGGGCUACACCUCUUCUGCAAACGUCAAUGAUCUCGGAUGUCCAUACAUUCACAGUGCUCCACCGCGAAGAAAGAAGUUUGGUGAAAUUGCCUCAUUAUAACUGAAGUGACUCUACUGGAGUGUGGGUGGCCUUGCAGCGAGACCUUGCUUGGGGAAAUUGGGCGCGGAAGCUGAGUACAGGGUUCAGACCCACGCGGCAGCAGCUCUUCCGUGAAGAAGGAAGCAAUCGGAGAGUCAGCAAUGAAUGUGGAACAUGAAGUUAACCUCCUGGUGGAGGAAAUUCAUCGCCUGGGUUCCAAAAAUGCUGAUGGAAAAUUAAGUGUGAAGUUUGGGGUCCUCUUCCAGGAUGACAGAUGUGCCAACCUCUUUGAAGCAUUGGUAGGAACUCUGAAAGCUGCAAAACGAAGGAAGAUUGUCACAUACACAGGGGAACUACUUUUGCAAGGUGUUCAUGAUGAUGUUGACAUUGUAUUGCUGCAAGAUUAAUGUGGUUUGCAUGGCUUGGUGUAUCUGAUAAACUGGAAUAAUUCAGUUAAAUGACUAACGUGAAUUUCCUUAUGUAUUUUUAUAGAACUUUGUAAACAAAGGGGGGCUUGUUGAGAAGUCCUGUUUUUAUACCUUGAAGCAAAACGUUACAAUGUAAAAUAAACAAAACCUAUUCUUUUUCUUAAGAAGGUAAUUGGGAAAUGUAGGUAACGAAACAUUUUUGGAGGUGUGAAAAAGCUUUUGUUCUCUUAAACCAUUCUUAAGACCAUUUCCACAGGCACUUGACAUUCUGUCAAAGCAAGAAGCAAACUGAAGACCAGCUGCCAUGAAAAACAUUGUUUAUGGAAUAAAAAAAAAGUGUAACUGCCUUUAAA